Exophiala dermatitidis NIH/UT8656 is the source of this 2876-nucleotide messenger RNA. Its product is annotated as eukaryotic translation initiation factor 3 subunit B. Lineage: Eukaryota; Fungi; Ascomycota; Eurotiomycetes; Chaetothyriales; Herpotrichiellaceae. The coding region runs from base 103 to 2337 and encodes 744 amino acids. Gene Ontology annotation, cellular component: eukaryotic translation initiation factor 3 complex. The record is from RefSeq and is a predicted model, not a curated record. Gene Ontology annotation, biological process: translational initiation. The transcript has 4 exons. Gene Ontology annotation, molecular function: translation initiation factor binding; RNA binding; translation initiation factor activity.
CCGAAUAUUUACAGGUACAGAAGAGCGCGGCCGACGACGACUUUGCUCGCUCAAUCCACGACUCCUGCCAAAGCUACUGCCGUCGCAAUCGAAACCGCGAAGAUGGCUCCCAGCUUUGACAAGCUCUCGGAGCACGACUUCGAGGAUGAUGUCGAGGAGAACAUCGAUUUCAGCGACCUCAAGGAGCGCUACGAUGUGCGGAUGGAGGAAGGCCUCGAUACUUUUGUCGUCAUCGAUGGUCUCCCAAUUGUCUCCGAGGAACAAAAGCCCAAGCUCAUCAAGUUUUUGCUGAAACGCCUAAACUCCGUGGGAAGGAUAAAGGAUGGAGAAGAAUCUAUUUUCAUGCCCAUGAAUGAGCAGGGGAUGUCUGAAGGGUUUGCAUUUGUUGAAUAUUCUACUCCAGAGCAGGCGAUUGCCGCGACGAAGCAGCUUCAUGGAACAGCAUUGGACAAAAAGCACACCAUCGCAGUCAACAAACUUACCGACAUCGAAAAGUAUGGACGAGAAGGAAGGAUUGACGAGGAAUUCGUUCCCCCCGAGAUUGAACCGUUCCAGGAACAAGAGCAUCUCCGGUCGUGGCUCUUUGAUCCCGCCGCUCGGGAUCAGUUCGCCAUGUUCCGUGGCGACAAUGUUGGCGUAUUCUGGAACAACAAGAGAGACCCUCCUGAGCCUGUGGUGGAUCGCAAACACUGGACACAACUGUUCGUCUCCUGGUCACCGCAAGGUACCUACCUCGCAUCCAUCCAUCAACAAGGUGUUCAACUCUGGGGUGGCCCGUCAUUCAAGCGCGUCCGACAGUUCCCUCAUCCUUUCGUCAGCCUGAUCGAAUUCUCUCCGGGCGAGAAGUACCUUACCACGUGGUCGAAUCAACCCAUCACCGUGGAAGAGGGUAAAGGUCCCCUGACUAUCGAUGAAGAAGGCAAGCACAUCGUUAUUUGGGACAUUACUACCGGCAAACCGCUCAGAUCGUUCAUGGCUCAUGAUCUUACCCCUCCACCUGGUGCGGAUCCGGGCGCGAUUCCUCCCAAAGCGAAGGUUCAAUGGCCAGCGUUCAAAUGGUCUGCCGAUGAAAAAUACGUGGCCAGAAUGAAACCUCACGAGAGUAUCUCGAUCUACGAACUCCCGCGCAUGAACCUACUGGACAAGACGUCGGUGAAGGUCGAAGGCAUAAUGGACUUUGAAUGGGCCCCGGCAAUCACCCAGAGAGAAGGAGUCAAGACAUACGAGUCGCUGCUGUGUUUCUGGACUCCUGAGAUGGGCUCCAACCCGGCGAGAGUUGCGUUAAUGUCUAUUCCAAGCAAAGAGAUUGUCCGAACUCGAAACCUGUUCAAUGUCACGGAUGCGAAACUGCAUUGGCAGUCCGAAGGCAAAUUUAUCUGUGUCAAGGUUGACCGACACUCCAAGUCCAAGAAAUCCCUGGCCACGAACCUCGAAAUCUUCCGCAUCAAGGAGAAAGGCGUACCUGUCGAAGUCGUCGACAGUCUCAAGGACACUGUCAUAAAUUUCGCCUGGGAGCCCAAGGGCGAUCGGUUCGUUCUGAUCACUGCUGGCGAGGCCGUCGCUGGAGCACAGACAUUCCCCAAGACCGCCGUGCAAUUCUUUGCGCCCGAGAAAGUCAAGGGUGCAGGCACUGGUCCGUUCAAGCACGUCCGCACCUACGACAAGAAGAACAGCAACGGUAUCUACUGGUCGCCGAAAGGCCGUUUCGUCGUCGUUGCCACGGUUAGUGUCCAGCAACACUCGGACAUUGACUUCUACGACCUCGACUACGAAGGUGACAAGCCGGAAAGCGAGGCCCACCUCGCCGCCAAUAUUAUGCUUAUGAACUCUGAGGACCACUACGGCAUGACGGAUGUCGAGUGGGACCCAACCGGUCGAUAUGUGACCACCAGUGCUAGUGUUUGGACUCAUCAGAUGGAAAACGGUUACCGACUGUGGACCUUUUUCGGCCAACUUCUUUUCGAUGCUCCCACCGAGAAAUUCAAGCAAUUCCUCUGGCGGCCACGGCCACCGACCAUGCUCUCCAAGGAGGAACAGCGGGCUAUCCGUCGGAAUCUGCGGGAGUACUCCAAGGAGUUCGAAGAGAUCGACAAGGAGCUCGAGGAGGGUGCCAACUUGGCCGUCAUCGAGUCUCGUCGGAGACUCUACCAAGAGUGGUACAGUUGGGUGGCCCAGGAGAAGGAGCUGCUCAAGCAGGAGCGGGAGGAGCUGGGCAUCCCCGAUCCAGAGACCCAGCUGCAGCUCCACCGUACACGCAGUGUCGAGGCAGAUGGCGAGAAGGUGGUCGAAGAAGUGGUCGAGGAGGUCAUCGAAGAAACCGAGGAGAUCGUGUCGUAAAUUUGGAGAGCACAGCAGGGCAUCUGAGUGGUCAUGUCAGGCGUACUGCUACCGCUGGCACUAUCCGAGGCUGUUUCCGGAUUAGAUGGCUACGAGUACAGCGGUUGCUAGUGCAAUGGAUUUGUACAUGGUCAAAUGGGUUUCCGCGGCCGUGAAAGUGCUGGUUGCGCAUGCAUGAGCGCCACUUAGCUAGCACGGUUUGAACUAGGUGCCGAUAGAAAAGUCACGUCUUCGGCAUAUCGGUGCAACAUUGUUUCAAACCGGAGUUUUCAUUGCGGUCUGUUUGGGACUCUAAAAACCAAGAACCAACGCUCCCUCGCCCAUAGUUGAAGUCGUUCAAAUGUGUCACAAUGCAUUAACCAGCUCAUGAACCGAGCAAGUCCAGUCCCUACAGCCUAGACACACCAUGAAUAGGCUCAUCAGACAUAAUCUACUGCGUGUCAGUGCAGCACGCAAGUAGUGACGAUCACAGGUCAUGUUGCUCCCUCAUGCCUUCUUCGACAUCCCGUAGCUGAUCAAGAUUGAUUCUGCACUCCUCC